Mesorhabditis belari is the source of this 2112-nucleotide messenger RNA. Lineage: Eukaryota; Metazoa; Nematoda; Chromadorea; Rhabditida; Rhabditidae. The record is from the annotation of a GenBank genome assembly.
AUGUUUUUCCGAGCAAUUCUACUGAUAAUUGUUUUCACAAAAAUUCACUCAAAAGUGAUCAUCGACGACGAGAAAAACGAAAAUAACCCGUAUUUUGAUGGAAAAAAGACUGAUGUGCCGAUGAGCGCCGAAUCGGGUGUCGAAUUGAUGCAGCACUGGCUCGACCAAGCUUUCUCGGGGCUGAUGGCUGCAGUGUCGACGAAAAAAUUAGCCCGUUUAAAGCCUCAAUAUCGUCGAAAAGUUCACGAAUGUAAUAAAAAAGCGAAAGAUGUGAAAGGGCACGCUUUAUGCGUUGUGAUGGCUCUUGAUUACGCCCAAGAACCCACGCAUUUGCUUCCAGAAGAAGAGGUGAAACAAAAUAAAACGCUGGACUUCUACGCGCACCACCGAGUCGAGCAUCACGAAGAUUUCGCCGGCUCUUUCCGCCGAGCCAAGCGAGCCAUCCACAACCAGGAGUCCUAUGUGCUUGGCCAUGAGUUGGACAGAUCCCCGCUUGGGGUAAUCUCAAAACAAAUCACUCAAAUGAUCCGGGAUCUCAAAGGGAAAGAUGAGAACGAAGCAAAAAAUUGGAAAACCGUUAUCGCUGAGAUCUCUGAGAAAGCACGAGAGUUAAAAACGCGUGAGAAAAUGCGAACAAUGUUGAAGAAACGUGCCGAAUACUAUGCAAAAGCAGAGAAGAGGGGAGAUCUCAUGGAUUUAGAAAUUGAUGAGCACAGGCCAUUGGCUAUGCCGGAACUUGACGAUCUUGAUGAUAAACUUGAGAAGAAAGAAAUGCUGGAACAAGUACGCAAACAAAUGAAAAAUAUGACGACUGAGCAGAAAGCAAUGGCUGCACCAAUGCAACUUGUAAGACAAGCUGUGAAAAUCGGUAUGAAGCUAUCUGGGAACAAUGUAAGCGAUUUUGAGAAUAAAAACAUAAACCUCAUCUCACCGCGACUUUUCGCCGUCGUUCCCGAAGAUGAAGAGACAAAAAAAGAAGAGAUAAACCUUCUCUCACCAUCUCUUUUCUCUUUGCAUAAUGAAGGUGAUGGUCUAGAGGACAGUUUAUCAAUGACAAAAGCAUUGGAAACUGUUGGUUUAAACGCGGACACACAAGAAUUGAUGGAUAUGAUUCUUGAAGCAUCUGGAGUUGGGGAUGCUGUUGAAAAGAUUAAGAAUACAAAAUUUGCUGAAAUGGAAAAGCGGGAGGAAAUCCGUGCACCAAACGGGCAACCACUUUACUGGACAAAGAACAAUGUGUCGGAAGCAAUGGGAGAAAAAGCAGUGAAAAAAGUGGACACAAUGGAACAAUUGCAUCGAAUGUACACCCCAAAACAGUUAGAAGAGAUGCGACACUCGGGCUACACAGCGCUCACUCCUCGACAACUCGAUUUCGUCUAUGGACCCCGAUCACCCUACAGUAAUACCGAGGCGCUACAGAGAUUCAAAAAGUCGGAUCUGAGCCGGCCGAAAGUCGACGAGGCAAUUCAUCGAACGAUUCGUGAUGUGGCGCUUGAAAGAGUUGCAUUCAAGGCCGAUCCGGAAAAUCUCCACAAGCAACUCGACAAAUUCGACCAAUCCAAGAGAAAAGACAUCGUCUUGUCGCCGAUCGCUUUCCUGCCAGUCAUCGGCGAUCCAGCGCUCGUCUCACAGCCACUCAUUCUUUCACCGGUAAUCUUCUCAGCUCUUGUCGUUUCUCCAGCAAUUUUCGGUGCAAUCGUUCUCUCUCCAUGGCUUUUUGUGGCAGCUAUUUUAUCGCCACGUAUCCUGUCACCGGUCAUCCUCACUCCAUUCGGCUUCGUGCCGAUUAUCUUGACCCCACUUGCUCUCACUCCAGUCAUCCUAUCACCCGGAAUCUUCAAUCCAUUCGUUCUCUCACCACUUGUCCUUUGCCCGUUCGUCUUAUCCCCACAGGCAUUCACCCCACUGAUCCUGACCCCAUUCGCCCUGACUCCAUUCAUCCUCACUCCAAACGUGCUCUCUCCAAUCAUUCUCUCGCCCUUCGUCCUCUCACCAAUCAUUCUCUCGCCAGCUUAUGUCUCAGCGCUUGUCCUUUCCCCAUACGCUCUCUCACCAGCAAUCGGUUCAAACGGAGCCGUCGUCUCAGUGGUGGCCUCGCCGAGUUUCUUGUCG